UGAAAAGCCGUCUGAGUGAUCAGAAAUUAUUAAAAAUAGCAUGGUGCAUGUUUUUAACAUCCGGUAGUAUUGAUGCCCGUUAUUAUGACCUUAGGCGGUAGUUAAAUUCGUGAUAUUCGUGUUUAAACCACCGGUCUAAACAUCCAGAUAAUACGGACAACCCGUAAGGUGCACCACCGGUGUUGUUGGACGAAGGAAGGAAAUGUUAGCUUACGGUUGCUGAAUUUGAGUGGACAUUUUGUGGGGAGAAAAGGGAUUUCAGUCCAUUAAACGGGUCAUUCUCGGAGGACCAAAUGCUGCCGCUAGUUGUACCGUAGUUAGCAGGCUCUACUGGGCAGCUAGCUACAUUUAGCAUCUCCAGCUACUGCUAAGGACCACGUUGUCUUUUGAUAUCAACAUUUUGGUAAAAGUGAAGAGCUAUGGAUUUCCCAGGUCACUUUGAGCAGAUCUUCCAACAGCUCAACUAUCAGCGUGUGCACGGCCAGCUGUGUGACUGCGUCAUCGUUGUCGGCAGCCGACACUUUAAAGCCCACCGCUCUGUACUCGCGGCCUGCAGCACCCACUUCAGAGCACUGUUCACUGUCGCAGAGGGCGAUGCCAGCAUGAAUAUGAUCCAGCUGGACAGCGAGGUGGUGACAGCAGAAGCGUUUGCCGCUCUGGUGGACAUGAUGUACACGUCAACACUGAUGCUGGGGGAGAGCAACGUCAUGGAUAUUCUCCUCGCUGCUUCUCAUCUGCACUUGAACAAUGUUGUCAAGGCCUGCAAACACUACCUGACCACUCGUACGUUGCCCAUGUCUCCCUCGUCCAGCCACCACCCUCAGCAGGAGCAGCAAAGGCACAGGCAGCAGCAGGCAGCAGAUUUGGUGAACCCAACUCUGCCAGCGAAUUCUAACCUUGCAGGCAGCUCUGCCUCAUCCAAGCUGCAGCGUUCCUUUCUGCUGCAGCAGCUGGGGCUCAGCUUGGUGAGCUCUGCACUGGGGGGGAUGGAGGAGGACGGAGUGGGUAGUAGGGUGGUGGAACAGAGGGCCUCCUUCCCUGUCCGACGCUUUCACAAACGCAAGCCCUCGCUAGCGAUGGGACUUUCAGAGGAGAGACCAAGACAGAGGCAGCGGCUCCCUGCCCCUAACCUGGGACUGCUAGUAGAGGAGGGAGGGGGUGCUGUACGAGAGGAGGGGGCGCUCUUCUCUCCUGACUCUCACAAGAUGGGGGAUGAAUCCAAGCUGGAUGCUGCCAUCGCAGGGUUAGCGGUUCCUCAAGAAGACCCUCAGAUGCCGAGCCAGUCGGACAGCGGGCACUGUGAGGAGGAGAACCACGGGCGAAUGCAUGGAGGAGUGAGUAAGGAGGAGGAAAUGGGGGAUGAGGAUCAUAAGGAUGAAAGAGGGGGGGUUAAGAUCAAAUCAGGUGCAGAAGAGGAGGCUGAAGAAGAAGAGCAGAAGGUGAUGAUUAAGAGGGAGCCCCUGAGUUCCCCCGAGCCAGCAGAUGAAAACAGCGACGUGACGUCUCAGGCAGAAGGCAGUGACCCGGCCGAGCCGGGCUGUCAGGAAGAGGAAGAGAAGGUGGAGCUGAGCCCUGAAAGCAGCGACCGCAGCUUCACCUCUGAACCCCAGCCCAGCUCUCAACUCCCCCUCAAGAACAGCAUGGGCGGAGGAGGCGAUGGCGGCGUGGCUGGAGAUUUUGGCUGUAAUAAUGGGCUGGGUGGCAAAUCUAGUUUCAACAUUUCCAGUUUCCUGGGACAGAAGGACUUUAGUAGCAGCAGGUCUGGAAUGGUUACUGGAGAGGAUGCUCUUCCCAACACAACAACCAGGGACGCUGUUUCUCAUCACUUUCUGCUGAGGCAGGAUGGUGCUGGACCAUCCAGUUCUACUUCCUCCUCUCUCCUGCAGUCGGUUCCACUCAGUGAGGGAAGAAACAGCUUUGGGGAAGCUGAUCCUCUCUUCCUCCGCCCCCUGCAUGAUGGUUUAGGAAACCCCAGAGGAAAUGGAGGGACUAUGGUUGGAGGGCGUGGAGGGGUUGAUCCCUUUGGCUUGGACUUCCAGCGCUCCAGCCUGGGUCUUCACUCGCUGGGGCGUCCCGCAAGAGGAACAGGAGGUGCCGCCUUCCUGGGUUACCCGAGCUACAGACGCAUCGCUCCAAAAAUGGCCACCGGCAUGAGAGGAGAAGAAGGAGUAAGUGGAGUUCUUCAGGAUGCUGCAUCCUCCUCCUCCUCCUCGAGUCUCGCCAGCCCACUGCUUCUCAACGAGGGCGGAGGGUACGAGGUGAGCGGUGGACGGCCCACCUCUCUCCCGCCUCAGCUCACGCGCGCCUCAGCAGACGUCCUGUCCAAGUGCAAGAAAGCUCUCUCAGAGCACAAUGUCCUGGUGGUGGAGGGGGCGCGGAAGUACGCCUGCAAGAUCUGCUGCAAAACCUUCCUCACCCUGACAGACUGCAAGAAACACAUCCGCGUCCACACGGGAGAGAAGCCCUACGCGUGUCUCAAGUGUGGGAAACGCUUCAGUCAGUCGUCACACCUGUACAAGCACUCGAAGACCACAUGUCUGCGCUGGCAGAACAGUAACAUGUCCAACACCCUGCUGUAAACAGAACGGGAGUGAACUGAACGUUACGUCCCAAACUGUUCUGAUCACAGACCAAAGAUGGGGAUGAUCAUGGAGUCAUAUUGGCACUUUUCCAGGAAAAUAACGUGCUCGUGUUUUUAUUUAAGUAUUAAGUUAUACAUGCAAAAUGACACAAGCAUAGGUGUGAGUCAUCUUAUGGGCCAUUCCCAUCUGUACCGGGUCGGCCCGGGCCGGGUAGCCCCAGUCGGCCCCAGUCUGGCCCGGUUGAUUCCACACAUCCUUGUCUUAAGCCCAUGUGGGCUGAUUCUACCCACCAAUCAGAGGCUUGCUCUAAUGGAAGGUGUGAAUUUGCUGUCAGCAGUGGGUGUGUUGGCCCUGGUCGGCCUGAAGAAGACCUCCUCGAGAAGAGGGCUGAGAAUGAGCCUUGGUUGGCCCAGAAAAAUACCAGGCCACCCAGAUAUGUAAACAACCUAUGCUACCCGGCCCGGGCCGACCCGGUACAGAUGGGAAUGGCCCAAUAGAUUGUGUAGUGCAAACGGUGCGCUUUCUGUAUGAAUGUCAUCAGACGUUUUACCUGAACUAGCAUGAGCUGUCCCUCUGGUGGACUCGUUCCUGAUCCUAUCCAUGCUCCUCACUCCCAAAGAGAACCGUAACAUGUUGAGCUCUGCAACCUCCCGUAGUGUCUCCUGUCUUUUCCCCAUGAAAAUGUCAAAGCUAGACAAGAAGGCCGGUCUCACUACCUUCUUCUACACCUUUCCUUUCAUUCUUGCUGUAACCCUUUUAUCACACAUCACACCUGACCAAACACUUCCUCCGCCUGCUGGCGCACGCUUCUCCACCUCAUUCCCAUCAUCCUCGUUGGGUUAGGGUUAUCACCACUGACACAGCCGCGCAUCAAAACCAGAAACACUCAACUACUCAAAGUUUACACAGCAGAAAAUCCAGUGAGCUUUAAAACUGUCAUUCUUAGGAAAUAAUGUGUUUGAAAUUUACUUUUAAUUGCAGUAAACAGAAAAAACACCCCACAGGUGCUCAUGCUAUAGUCACCCUUAAUCUGUGUCAUUGUUUACAGAAGCGUAUUGAAAACGUUACGGAGCAGUGUGUCGUUAUAACGAGAUAUUAAACUCCUUUCAGUGCAAAAGUUUCUUGUAGAAACGAGUUUAAUUAGUAACAACACCUUAAGAAAGUCCAGUGGUGAAGGCGUCUAUCUGCCUGUUACCCAUGGCAUUACCGUGUGUUGAUGUAGGUGGUGUCAGCAGUCAUUUACUUAGCCAGCUGAAGCAGAUUUCUUGCUUUUAUAUUUUAGUUUCCACUGGCGCUUUACAAGAUUUUCAAAAUAAAACUCAAAAGUUUGCAUCUGAAACAGGAAAAUGCACGAAGGCAGCCAAAAACGGGUUUGUUUGUUUCACAAAGAAAUAACAACCGACUCUCCAUCUUCUCCCUCCGUUCUUCUAGACGAGAUCCAAACAUCUCGCAAAACGUUGCUAUUUUAUUGUUCCAACGUUUCUCGUCAUAACAAGAUUUAAACUCCUUGUUCCAAGAAACCUUUUCAAAAUGACAAACAUCAAGUAUCUCGUAAUUAUGAGGAGCUGCUCCUUUCUUGCAAAACACUUUCAUGAUGUUGAGCUCUUGCAAGCUCAAUGAAGGAUUUAUGCAUGUAACCAUAGUAGCAGUAGAAACUAUUCCAGUCAUCGGACUCUUACUUUAGGUAAGGGUGAGAACAAAUGGCUCAUGUUUCAUUAUUGACUGCUGUCAUAUGUUAGCCUAGCGUCGACACCAUCAUUUAUCAAAUCAAAAUCAUAUAAAGUCACGGCCAGGAUUAGGGAUGCAACGAUACCACUUUUUUCCAAACCGAUGCGAUACCGAUACUUGGAUCUGAGUACUCGCCGAUACCGAUUACCGAUACAGAUACUUCUACCACACAAAAAAAUGCAAUGAAUUGGAAUACAGGUUUUAUUUUCUUCUUUUUUCAAUAGGAAAAGACUGUGAGGUAGAUAAAAGGUAGUAUAAGUGAUCACAAAACUAAAAUAUUAGGUGAACAGAAAUGACAAGUUACAGUGAAAACACUUUCAAGCAACUGCAUUGGUAUCAGUUACUGGAAUCUGUUAACUUUUACCGAUACUGGUAUCAGUAUCUGUAUCGGCACCGAUACCAGUAUCGUAUCGGUGUAUCCCUAGCCAGGAUGUUACAUCUGUGAAAACGUGAGAAGGCGGUCCUGUUUGAACUUCAUGAGUUACAUUUGAACCAAGUUUAAGAUUUUUUGUUAGGAAAGAUCAGGACAACGUGGAGGAAACUCGCACCAAUGACUUUCAAAGAAAGCUUCAACCUUCCUUCAUUUUUCACAGUCUUCUCUAAAAUGGUGACUUUCAAAAGCUUUUUAUCAAAGGGAUAUUUCAGCAAUUUUUACACGUGUUUCUGAUAGUAGUAUUUCAUCUUUCCUGGUGUAAGUAAACAGUAAUGAAAACAUUUUUUAUAUUUCCAGCACACUUGGGUGACUUCUGCUCUCCGACUAGCCGUUAGCUCAUCCAUCAAAUGGAACGUGAAGGCUAUUUUUCUGAUGAGAUGGUAAUUAUUUCUAACUCUUACAUAGAAACUGCUUAAUCACAGAAAUAUUCCUUUAAUACUAAAGUAUUAGUCUGAUUAAAAUAGCUGUAAAUACA
Messenger RNA from Nothobranchius furzeri (turquoise killifish), 5218 nucleotides. Its product is annotated as zinc finger and BTB domain-containing protein 5. Gene Ontology annotation, cellular component: nucleus. Gene Ontology annotation, biological process: regulation of transcription by RNA polymerase II. NCBI's taxonomy places the organism in Eukaryota, Metazoa, Chordata, Actinopteri, Cyprinodontiformes, Nothobranchiidae. The record is from RefSeq and is a predicted model, not a curated record. Gene Ontology annotation, molecular function: protein binding; DNA-binding transcription factor activity, RNA polymerase II-specific.